UUUGACAAGUAUAAUUUUGUGCAUGGAUAGAAGCAGUCUCUUACGCUAUUGAGGAAUUUGAUAAUAUUAUAUAUAAAUACAUCACAUAAUCUUCAAGUACUGAAAAAUCACCACUUAGGUCCGUUGCUAAAUACGUGGAAAUAUAGUUAACGUUGAAAAAAAUCAGAAAAACGCAAAACGGUUGAAAAUUAGACAUCGAUAUGACUACUGCGGCCAGGCCUACUUUUGAUCCCGCUCGAGGUGGAACAGGAAGAGGAGAAAAAGAUUUGAGUGCUAUAUCUCGUCAGUACUCCAGCAGAGAUCUUCCUGGUCAUACCAAGUUAAAAUACAGAGAACAAGGUCAAGGCACCACAGAUGAGCUACGUUCAAGAGACUUUCGUAAGGAGUUAGAUGACAGAGAGAAGGAUGUCAAAACAUCAAGCAGCCGAAGACAGAAUGAGCCUAUGACAAAGAGGCCAAAGAUAGACCAAGUACCUGCAGCCAGCUUGGAUGCUGAUGACCCUCUAGAAGGUGACUCUUCAGACUCGGAUGACUCAGAUGAUGACACUGCAGCCCUCCUAGCAGAGCUUAACAAAAUAAAAAAAGAAAGAGCAAUAGAACAAGCCAAAAAGGAUGCUGAAAAGAAACAAGAAGAAGAGAGGAUUCGUAUGGAAAACAUUUUGUCAGGCAACCCACUCUUAAAUUACGCGUCAUCCGGACAGAAAAAUGAUAUGAAGGUAAAGAGGAGAUGGGAUGAUGACGUUGUUUUCAAAAACUGUGCUCGAUCAGAACCUGAGAAGAAAACAAAUACUUUUAUUAAUGACUCAUUGAGGUCGGAGUUCCAUAAGAAAUUCAUGGAAAAAUAUGUGAAGUGAGAACUGACAAAACAUUGUAAUUUAAUAUUUUUGACACUCAUGAAAAUAAAUGAUUACCUUUCUGAAGACAUUAGAAAUGUAUUGCCAACUUAAAAUAAGAGUAUGAUAAUUAGUUUUUCAAUUAUUGGUUCAGUACAUCAUAAAUGUAAGCAAUUUCUUCAAGUAAUGAGAAAAUGUUAAAAUUAACCAUUUUAGAUAAAAAUAAGAAUUUAUAAGGUACAAUAGCACACUUAAGACGUCAUGUUGUGCUGUGUUACAUUAUGUGUGUCUUAAUAUUUGAUUUUCCACAAUGGGGAUGAUGACAGUGAUUAAAAAAACAAAAACCUUUUUGGUCUCUCAGUUAGAUUAUAAUUUAUUAAUAUUAGACACGUAUUUUUUCAAAGAUAAACAGCAUUUGCGUUUAGAAGAGGAGCUUGCGCCGUAACGAUUUCGUAAAAUUUAUACACAAUCGUGAUGUCACGCGCAAGUUCCAUUCACUGAAUUAUGAUCAAAUUAAGAAAAAAUACGGAUCCAUUAUUAUGCAUUAAACUGCCAGACGGAGACU
Messenger RNA from Trichoplusia ni (cabbage looper), 1398 nucleotides. RefSeq names its product protein CWC15 homolog (gene c12.1). Gene Ontology annotation, cellular component: catalytic step 2 spliceosome. The transcript is spliced from 5 exons. Lineage: Eukaryota; Metazoa; Arthropoda; Insecta; Lepidoptera; Noctuidae. The record is from RefSeq and is a predicted model, not a curated record. Gene Ontology annotation, biological process: mRNA cis splicing, via spliceosome. The coding region runs from base 201 to 854 and encodes 217 amino acids. Gene Ontology annotation, molecular function: RNA binding.